AUGGGUCUGGACUUUGCGCAGCUGCUGGUAGGGACUCUGCCCUCGGAGGGUCCUGCCCAGUGCGGGUGUCCUUGUUCACCUGCAGCAGCCAUGGGACGGUCUGCCAGGAUGAUCGGUGGCUGGAGCUUCACAUCCCAUGGUACCUGCUCAACCUCUGGACGGGCUGAGACCACAGAUCGCCAGCAGGAGAAGAGUGAGGCCGUCCUGACGCCACGGAGACGCGACAGGUGGACGCUCCCGGUGCAGGGAACCAUCUUCCCAGCUCCCAAUUUCAACCCCAUGAUGGACGCCCAAAUGCUGGGGGAAGCACUCCAGGGAUUUGGCUGCGACAAGGACCUGCUGAUCGACAUCCUGACCCAGCGCUGCAACGCGCAGAGGCUGGUGAUCGCGGAGGCCUACCUGAGCACCUUCGGCCGGGACCUGGUUAGUGACCUGAAGGAGAAGCUUUCCAAUCACUUCAAGGAAGUCAUGGUGGGCCUCAUGUACCCACCGCCCUCCUACGAUGCCCAUGAGCUCUGGCACGCCAUGAAGGGAGCAGGCACUGAUGAGAAUUGCCUCAUUGAUAUAUUAGCUUCAAGAACAAACGGAGAAAUUUUCCAGAUGCGAGAAGCCUACUAUUUGCAAUACAGCCGGGACCUGCAGGAGGACAUUUACUCAGAGACCUCGGGACACUUCAGAGAUACGCUGGUGAACUUGGUCCAGGGAACCAGGGAAGAAGGGUACACGGACCCUGCCACGGCUGCCCAGGACGCCAUGGUGCUGUGGGAGAGCUGCCAGAAGAGGACAGGGGAGCACAAAACGCUUUUGCAAAUGAUCCUGUGUAACAAGAGCUACCAGCAGCUAUGGCUGGUUUUCCAGGAAUUUCAAACUAUUUCUGGGCAAGACAUAGUAGAUGCCAUUAAUGAAUGUUACGAUGGAUCCUUUCAAGAGUUGCUGGUUGCAAUUGUUCUCUGUGUUCGAGACAAACCCGGCUAUUUUGCUUACAGAUUAUACAGUGCAAUCCAUGACUUUGGUUUCCAUAAUAAAACCGUGAUCAGGAUUCUCAUUGCCAGAAGUGAAAUAGACCUGAUGACCAUAAGGAAACGAUACAAAGAGAGAUACGGGAAGUCCCUCUUCCAUGACAUCAAACAUUUCGCUUCGGGGCAUUACGAGAAGGCUCUGCUUGCCAUCUGUGCCGGUGAUGCUGACGAUUACUAA
Messenger RNA from Globicephala melas (long-finned pilot whale), 1197 nucleotides. RefSeq names its product annexin A10 (gene ANXA10). Lineage: Eukaryota; Metazoa; Chordata; Mammalia; Artiodactyla; Delphinidae. The record is from RefSeq and is a predicted model, not a curated record. Gene Ontology annotation, cellular component: cytoplasm. Gene Ontology annotation, molecular function: calcium-dependent phospholipid binding; calcium ion binding.